Messenger RNA from Erpetoichthys calabaricus (reedfish), 2949 nucleotides. RefSeq names its product mevalonate kinase (gene mvk). NCBI's taxonomy places the organism in Eukaryota, Metazoa, Chordata, Cladistia, Polypteriformes, Polypteridae. Gene Ontology annotation, biological process: cholesterol biosynthetic process; isoprenoid biosynthetic process. Gene Ontology annotation, cellular component: cytoplasm. The transcript has 12 exons. The record is from RefSeq and is a predicted model, not a curated record. Bases 152 to 1366 code for a protein of 404 amino acids. Gene Ontology annotation, molecular function: mevalonate kinase activity; ATP binding.
CAAAAUAUGAUUGGUUAAAUCGUAGUGCAGCGUCACCCAGUCAAAAAGUCGAUUGGAUACAUUGUGUUGUUUUCAGGAACGCUUGUCUAAUUGAGUUCUUGGGUGAAGUUCGUGGUUUUGGAGGAUUCAAUGUAAGGAUCUUGUUUGCACCAUGCUGGACAAGGAAUUAAUUGUGUCAGCACCUGGGAAGGUAAUUCUUCAUGGAGAGCAUGCAGUGGUCCAUGGAAAGUUGGCGCUGGCUGUUGCCUUAAACAUGCGGACUUAUCUCAGAGUGGGUCUUAGUGCAGACAGCAGGGUGUCUCUGAACCUACCUAACAUCAACACAUUCCUCAGCUGGGACUUGUCUUCUCUUAAGACAUUGAUGCCUGCAUAUGCAACUGAACUGCAGAAAGUAGAUAAACCAGAUCACGGGCUAAUCCAGCAGCUGCGAGAGUUUAUGGGUGUGCUAGAAGGAUCGAUGGAAAACUCCACCUUGGCAACCUUGGCAUUCCUUUACCUCUAUGUCUCCAUCUUUGCUGGAUCAAGGGAUUGGAUAGGUAUCACAGUGACUGUGUGGUCAGAGUUGCCAACAGGGGCUGGUCUGGGAUCAAGUGCAGCCUAUGUGGUUUGUUUGUCUGCUGCUCUGUUAUCCGCUUGCGGAGUGCUAUCCUGCCCUGUAAAUGGGUGCCAAAUUUCCAGAUGGAAUAGAGAGGAGCUUGAGAUAAUUAACAAGUGGGCAUUUCAAGGAGAGAAAAUCAUCCAUGGUAACCCUUCUGGUGUGGACAAUGCUGUGGGUACAUGGGGUGGAGCUUUAAGGUAUCUUUCAGGUGAUAUAACACCAUUAAACAGUGUUCCAAUACUAAGGAUACUAUUGACAAACACACAAGUUCCUAGAAGCACAAAGGUUCUGGUAGCUGGAGUGAAAGACAAAAUUCUCAAGUUUCCAGCCAUAACAAUUCCAGUGCUUGAUUCAAUCAAUGCAAUUUCCCAUGAGUGUGAGAAGAUACUGGGAGAAAUGGCAACAGGCCCAACAGAUAAACACUAUGAUGUUCUGGAGGAACUUUUUGACAUCAACCAGCACCAUCUCAAUGUGAUCGGUGUGGGCCAUCCGUCACUUGACAAACUAUGUCAAAUAACGCUAGCUCACGGACUGCACAGCAAGCUUACAGGGGCUGGUGGAGGGGGCUGUGGCAUCACCCUACUGAGACCAGGUACUGACAGUAUUACGGUUGAUAAAGUGAUAAAGGAACUUGAAGAUUGUGGUUAUGACUGCUGGGAGACCAAUAUUGGUGCACCUGGAGUGCAGCUUCACUGUACUUCCUCUGUGAAAGAGGAGAUCUCAGAGAUCCUGUGGACACCCUCAUCUGGAAAUCAACAAAAUCUCUGAAAUUAUUUAAUUAAAGAAAAGACUAUUUUUGUAAUGUUUGCCUUCUGGGCAAUACAAUGUUAAAUAUGCUAGUUAAUUUGUACCUCUGUGUUAGGCAUCAGUUUCUUCCCGGACUGGAAGUGAUUCUAUGAAAACAGUAAACACAACUGCUGUCCUAGCAGCCUGAUAGAUUGGAUACUCAAUUGUCCAUCCUGAACCGGACUUUCUCUUUGUUCACCUGACUUACUGACGGUUGCUGUAGUUAUUUAACCUGCAAUGUGCUGCCAAAACCAGUGGGAGGUGCUGUCAAGUUGAGCUUAACUGCUUCAGCUACACUCAGGGUCUCAUGUUUGCUGGUGGUGUCAACAGUAAUUAUUGAGAUGUCUUGGCCUAAUAUGCCCUACCAGUCUUUGACAGAGCAGUUGGAAAACAGAUCACUGAAAAUGCUUCUUAAAAAAACGUUUUACAUCAAUGUGCAAAGGGCAAAAGGUUAAGUGUGUCUUUUAUGCUGUUGCUUUCUAGAUAGAUAUAACAUCUUUUUUAGUGGUCAUCAGGAAAUAUAUUUUCCUGCUAAUAUUUACAGAUGCAAUUAGCUAACAAAUUAGAAGUGAUAAUAUGCCUUUCCUUGAACCAUGAUAGCCACAUGAUACAAUAUAGAUAUUAAGUAAUCCUGCUUUAUGUACCCAUUUUAAUAAGCAGAAGUUGCAUUAUCCAAAAAUGCAGUCUGUACUUAAAUGUCUUAUUGGUGCUUUGAGCCAGCAGAGAGCAGCAUAGCCUUUCUUAAUAUGCUUGGGAUUGUUAAAAAGAAGCUCAUGUUUCGUUUCAUUUUAACUUUAAAGGUCAUUGUGUCCCCAGGCCACCAAAGUAUAUCAGAAAUGGUCAGAGCAAGUUAGCUUUCAGUUGCCAAUGGCCUACAGUGGAGCAUUACGGCAGAUGUUUUAUCAGGCUAAGUAGGUGGAUUACUUGCAAAUACAGUGUGUUACCCCUUUAACAGCUUGAUGUCUUAUUUAUUAAAGUAUGAAAACUUUUAUAAUUGUUCAUUUGCAAGGACUGGUAUAUAGUGUGGUAUAGUGGCUUGGGUGGUGGCUGGUUUAGUUUCUCUGUCUGGCCCUGUGCAAAUCAUUUAACCUUCUUGGGUUCCAGUUGUAAAAAUGUAUAUGGGCCUGUAUGUAAUCCUAAGGGACUUUGGUGGGAAGACAUCCGCCAAGCUAUAGAAAAUGUUUGACUUUAAUGCUAUACUUAUAGAGGGGGACAGUAAAGAAAAUGCUGUAAAUCAAAAAACAAAUACUGAAUAUUCUCAGAAAGGAAGGUCUGAUGCUUUUUUUUGGAUACCAUUUGACAUCUAACAGGUAAAAAGCUUUGGUGCAGUAGUGCCAAAAGUUACAGAUGCUUUGUUUUUCUUGAUGAAGUAUUGAAUUUUUAAUUGAACAACCGUUUUAUUUGGUUUAUGUAGUAACAGCGAAUUGUAAUAAAGGAAGUCUAAUAAAAAAAAAAAACCUAAAAUUUCCAUUAUUUUUUGUUUUUAUUAUAACGUCAUCCACAUGAAAAUAUUAAGUUAUAGAAACAUUUUAAGCUUCCAUUGAGUUUUAUUUUACCCACUUACU